AUCGAAUACAACUUCAAAUCUUAAACUGGUCUCGGCGCCCCCCUGCCGCGCGUAUAUAUCUGCUCCACUCGUCGAGCUCGAGCUGCACACUCCCAUCAUCCCCGCUUACACACGCAGUGCUCUGCUCACGCAAACAUAAUGCCCAGUUUGCACGACACCACCCCGGCGAUGGCGCCGUCCUACGACACGCCGGAGGGCGUGGACAUCCGCGGCCGUUACGACCCGGAGUUCGCGGCCAUCCUGACCCGCGACGCGCUGGCCUUCGUGGCCGGCCUGCAGCGCGAGUUCCGCGGCCCCGUCAGGUACGCCAUGGAGCGCCGGCGUGAGGCCCAGCGGCGCUACGACGCCGGCGAGCUGCCGCGGUUCGACCCGUCCACCAGGUUCGUCCGGGAGGGAGACUGGGCGUGCGCGCCCGUGCCGCCGGCCAUCGCGGACCGGACCGUGGAGAUCACCGGCCCCGCCGACCCGAGGAAGAUGGUCAUCAACGCGCUCAACUCCGGCGCCAAGGUCUUCAUGGCUGAUUUCGAGGACGCGCUGGCGCCGACGUGGGAGAACCUGAUGCGCGGGCAGGUGAACCUGCGGGACGCCGUGGCCGGCACCAUAAGCUUCCGCGACGCGGCGCGCGGCGGCCGGGUGUACAAGCUCGACGAGCGCACCGCGAAGCUGUUCGUCAGGCCGCGCGGCUGGCACCUGCCGGAGGCGCACGUGCUCAUCGACGGCGAGCCGGCCAUCGGCUGCCUCGUGGACUUCGGGCUCUACUUCUUCCACAGCCACGCCGCCUUCCGCGCCGGCCAGGGCGCCGGAUUCGGCCCCUUCUUCUACCUCCCCAAGAUGGAGCACUCCAGGGAGGCGAGGAUAUGGAACGGCGUGUUCGAGAGGGCGGAGAGGGUGGCCGGGAUCGAGCGUGGGAGCAUCAGGGCGACGGUGCUGGUGGAGACGCUGCCGGCGGUGUUCCAGAUGGACGAGAUCCUGCACGAGCUGCGCGACCACUCGGCGGGGCUCAACUGCGGGCGGUGGGACUACAUCUUCAGCUACGUCAAGACGUUCCGCGCCCACCCGGACCGCCUCCUCCCCGACCGCGCCCUCGUCGGCAUGGCGCAGCACUUCAUGCGCUCCUACUCCCACCUCCUCAUCCGCACCUGCCACCGCCGCCGCGUCCACGCCAUGGGCGGCAUGGCGGCUCAGAUUCCGAUCAAGGACGACGCGGCGGCGAACGAGGCGGCGCUGGAGCUGGUGCGCAGGGACAAGCUGAGGGAGGUGCGCGCGGGGCACGACGGCACGUGGGCGGCGCACCCAGGGCUCAUCCCGGCGAUCCGGGAGGUCUUCGAGGGCCACCUCGGAGGGAAGUCUAACCAGAUCGACGCGGCGGCACCCGUCGACGCCAUCACGGAGGAGGACCUGAUCCAGCCGCCGCGGGGUACGCGCACGGUGGAGGGGCUGCGGCUCAACACCCGGGUCGGCGUGCAGUACCUCGCGGCGUGGCUGGGCGGGUCCGGGUCCGUGCCGCUGUACAACCUCAUGGAGGACGCGGCCACCGCGGAGAUCAGCCGCGUGCAGAACUGGCAGUGGCUCCGCCAUGGCGCGGUGCUCGACGCCGGCGGCGUGGCGGUCCGAGCCACGCCGGAGCUGCUCGCGCGCGUCGUGGAGGAGGAGAUGGCGAGGGUCCAGGCAGAGGUCGGCGCGGAGAGGUUCCGCCGGGGGCGCUACGCGGAGGCUGGCAGGGUCUUCAUCCGGCAGUGCGUCGCGCCGGAGCUGGACGACUUCCUCACACUGGAUGCCUACGGCCUCAUCGUGGUGCACCAUCCCAGAGGGACGCCAUCCAAGCUCUGACUGGGAAUCUAGAUUAAGAACGCUGCCACAUGCAUGCACAAAUACAUACUCCAUCCGUCCAUGCAUACACAAAUACAUACUCCAUCCGUCCCAAAAUAGUCGAAGAAAUAAAUACAUACCGUCCGAAAAUACUUGUCGGAGAAAUAAAUACAUAGUACUACUAAGUUGGCUGUGUUGCUUAAACACAAUAAUCAUCUGGGAGAGAGAGAGCAGAAUUACUAUGAAAAGUUGCGUUAGAUUUUCUGUG
Molecule: messenger RNA, 2077 nt
Organism: Triticum dicoccoides
Lineage: Eukaryota; Viridiplantae; Streptophyta; Magnoliopsida; Poales; Poaceae
Product: malate synthase
Exons: 4
Coding region: 139-1830 (563 amino acids)
Biological process (GO): glyoxylate cycle
Cellular component (GO): cytoplasm
Molecular function (GO): malate synthase activity
Source: RefSeq, a predicted model, not a curated record